Messenger RNA from Sarcophilus harrisii (Tasmanian devil), 1171 nucleotides. RefSeq names its product aminolevulinate dehydratase (gene ALAD). Bases 195 to 1130 code for a protein of 311 amino acids. The record is from RefSeq and is a predicted model, not a curated record. NCBI's taxonomy places the organism in Eukaryota, Metazoa, Chordata, Mammalia, Dasyuromorphia, Dasyuridae. Gene Ontology annotation, cellular component: cytosol. The transcript has 12 exons. Gene Ontology annotation, molecular function: zinc ion binding; porphobilinogen synthase activity. Gene Ontology annotation, biological process: heme biosynthetic process.
GGUGAGCCCGCCCCACCCCCACGUGGGCUUACUUAGUCCCACGGUGGCCACCUCCGAGAGCAUCCGCGCUCUCUGCAGCUCUGUUGCACUCCUGAACCCCUGCUGAGCCCCAGUCAUGCAGCCUGAAUCCUUGCUUCACAGCGGCUACUUCCACCCCUUGUUACGAAACUGGCAGACAGCAGCCAGCAUCUUCGAUGCCUCCAAUCUUAUCUACCCCAUCUUUGUCACCUUACCCCUCUGCUUCCUUCAGGGACAUUCCUGAUGCUGUGCAGCCAAUUGAGAGCCUUCCUGGCAUUUCCAGGUAUGGCGUCAAUAAGCUGGAAGAGAUGCUGCGGCCCUUAGUAGCCAAGGGGCUACGAUGCGUCCUGAUCUUUGGGGUACCCAGCAGAGUCAGCAAGGAUGAGUUGGGCUCAGGAGCUGACACAGAAGAUACCCCCGCCAUUCAGGCAAUUCAUCUGCUGCGCAAGGCGUUUCCCAGCCUCCUGGUGGCCUGUGAUGUGUGCCUGUGUCCCUACACCUCACAUGGUCACUGCGGGCUCCUGAGAGAGGAUGGCUCGUUCCGGGCCGAGGACAGCAGCAGGAGGUUGGCAGAAGUUGCUCUAGCCUAUGCGAAGGCAGGCUGCCAGGUCGUGGCUCCAUCAGACAUGAUGGAUGGGCGAAUUGCUGCCAUCAAGGAGGCAUUGAUCGCCCAUGGGCUUGGCAACAAGGUAUCAGUGAUGAGCUACAGUGCCAAGUUUGCUUCUUGUUUCUAUGGUCCUUUCCGGGAUGCAGCGCAUUCUAGCCCAGCUUUUGGUGACCGACGUUGUUAUCAGUUGCCUCCUGGGGCUCGGGGCCUGGCUCUUCGAGCUGUGGAUCGAGAUGUCCGGGAAGGAGCAGAUAUUCUGAUGGUCAAGCCAGGGUUGCCAUACUUGGACAUUGUAAGAGAAGUAAAGAACAAGCACUCUGUCCUGCCUCUUGCUGUAUAUCAUGUUUCUGGGGAGUUCGCCAUGCUGUGGCACGGAGCCCGAGCUGGGGCCUUUGACCUCAAGACUGCUGUUAUGGAGGCCAUGACAGCCUUCCGAAGAGCAGGUGCUGACAUCAUCAUCACCUAUUACACACCUCAACUCUUACAGUGGCUAAAGGAGCCGUGAUGGACGGAUAGAAAGUGCAAGAACUAAGAAAUUUUUUUAAA